AUGUCCGAGGCAGAAGCCUUAGCCAAUGAUCUUGACAUGAUCCCCGCGCUCAGGAUCGAGAAAGAAAACACAAAAUUCAUACAUGACAAGCUCAUUGCUCGGACAUCACAGAUUGAGCGUUUGAUCUCUCGUCAUUUGGGGAUCCCUGCUAAUGAUUUCGCAUUGUACCCUCCUUCUGCUUGGAUCGAGGGGGGUUUCAACAUAUGUCUCCCAAUAGACAUCAAAAAUAGUCACAAUGUUCGACUACCCUCUGGAGCUGUCAUUCGAUUCCCGCUUCCGUACAAUGCUGGGGAGUCUUUCAUUCCUGGCACCCUAGACGAAAAACUUUGUUGUGAGGCGGCGACCUAUUUCACUGCCGUGGAGAACGAAAGUUUACAUCGCCGCUUUGUUUGGCAAAUCCGCCGAUUGUGGAAUCCCCACAGCCGUAGUGACCUGACAGAUACUGGUUAUCUGCUCCUGGAGUGGGUCGAGGAUGGGAAAAUGCUCUCAUCGAGUUGGCAUGAAAAGAUGGAAGAUCCAGAACGGCGUCGAAACUUGUACCACGGCCUCGCCAAAAUCUUGCUCAGACUGGCCAAUGUGCCUCUGGCCCGGAUAGGCUCCUGGACCAUGGACAACGAUGGGGAUAUUUCCCUCACGAAUCGCCCAAUAUUUGAUCUCCAGAUAUCGUGGAACAGGCAUGCUAUCCCAACGGAGGUCUCGAGGAACACGACUUAUACUUCAGCAGCAUCGUAUGUUCAUGAUAAACUUCGUUUCCAGGAGCAACGCCUUAUACAUCAACCAAACUCUAUUCUUAGUGUCAACGAUGGCACACAUCAACUGGCGGCUCUGGUGGGUAUGAGAGCGCUCCUUCCUCGAUUCUUCACUACUCAAUCUGACUCCGGUCCCUUUGUGCUUUCGCUGCCUGACUUGCACAGAAGCAACAUCUUCGUCGAUGACGACUGGAAUGUGACGGGCGUCAUUGACCUCGAGUUUGCGCCAGUUGUUCCGCAAGAAAUGGUUACGGCGCCUGCCUGGCUGACAGGCCGCGGCGUUGAUGAGCUCGAGGGUGAGUCCCUCGAGCAGUUUAGGAAACGCUAUGAUGAAUUUGUGCGUGUUCUGGAGAUCGAAGAGAAAGCAGUGUCGCAGAACGACUCUUCGAGCCAACGUCUGCGCCGAGACCUUGACACGGGGAUGUUUUGGUACGUGCUCGCUUUGAGUACGAUUAAUGCCUAUCCAGGUAUCUUCGCGCAGCAUCUCAUGCCCAGAUUCUUUCCGCAAGAGUUCCAGUUGCAUAUCGAAGGCGCAUCACUGUCGCGCUUAUGGGGCGAGGAUGUUGACGAUUUCAUUACCCGGAAGCUGGACGACAAUGAAAACUAUAAGGUAGCGAUCCGCGACAUCUUUGAUAAGGCGAGUAGAUAUACUGUCGAGGGUUGA
Messenger RNA from Aureobasidium namibiae CBS 147.97, 1413 nucleotides. RefSeq lists its product as uncharacterized. The transcript has 4 exons. Bases 1 to 1413 code for a protein of 470 amino acids. NCBI's taxonomy places the organism in Eukaryota, Fungi, Ascomycota, Dothideomycetes, Dothideales, Saccotheciaceae. The record is from RefSeq and is a predicted model, not a curated record.